AUGGAAUGUGAAGACAAUGGAUUUGAACGUACUAAAGCGGCAACAGCGGGUGCGACAUCUGGAAUCAAGCGGAAGCGGCGAUAUGCUCCUGAGAGCUACUUGCAAUUGGGUGUCUCCACUGCAGUGCCUUGUUCAUCUGAUGGGAAGCAAAUUCAGUCUGGUAUGGUCCCAUCUCCUAAAAACAACAGCCAACAUAUCAAACCCUCCGACAAUCCCUUUAUGAGCAAUAUGGAAGAGAUUGCCUAUUGGGUGCAGACUAAACGGGCACCAUGCCUUUACAAUUAUGACAAAAUAAACAAUAAACCUAAUGAACAAGCUCAUUGUUCAAAAUUUAAGCCUAAAAAUAUCACUGUUAAAGAAGUGCCUUCACCUAAGAAAAGAAAGAAGAGAAAGCUGGUGCUACUUGAUGAUGAUUCAGGCUCCAUUGAAAUACAGCAAAAUAUUUACUUUAACACAACCAAGGGUCAAAAUCAGAGGACUGUCAUGAGCAAUGGUAAGCCAAGCUCAAUAGGUUCAGAUAUAGACUUUAAUAUUAAGAAUUCUUCUAUACAGGGCAAGCCAAAAAGAAUGAAGUUACAGCCGAAUAACGAUAUGUCCUUAGUAAAAAAAAAUAAAAUGCUUACUUCCACACCAAAUGUGAAAACACUUAGACGGAGCCUCCGAAAAUGUAAACAGAAUUUAAAUAAUAUUAGUCAACUGGAUAUGUCAUUUGAAAUGAUGAAUAAAAGUGUUAUAAAUGGAAUAUUUUCCCUAGAAGCUACAACGCCAAAGAACCCUAACAAACCUUUGGAUAAUGAAAAAAAACAUGAUUCUAAGAAUGAUAAGGUAACAGAUCAAAGUUCUAUUAAACCAAAUACUAACUCAAAUAAAAAACCUCAAAAAGAAAUGCUACUCAAUGGGCAAUUUGAAGAUAUGAGUGAUGUUUCUGGUUUAACAGCCAAUUACAUUAGGUCUACUAAAAUACAGGCAAUAAAAGCUCCAAGAAAUAUGAAAAAUAAUAAAACUUUCAUACAGGAAUCCCAACAAAGCCCACAAAAGGGAGAUACAAAAACAAUUAUGUGUGUGAAUAAGUCUAUGAACACUGGGCUUCCCGAUUCUACCAAUUUAAUCUGUAGCACAGAUUCGUCACAAAAUGUUAUUAAUUUAGUAACCAUAAAAAGCAAUAAAAAAUCUACACGGGUGAGUAGAGCUACUUCUUUAUUAAAAUUUUUGGAAACAAAACAAAGUAACAGUAAAGAGAGUAUAUGUGAUAAUGACAUAAAACACACCGACCAUAACUUAGAUAUAUCAAUUCUUACUAACAGCACAUCUAGGUAUCCUAAAAGGCAUAGAAACUACACUGCUGAAAGUAGCGCUAUUGCGAGUCCUAUAAAAAAUAAUCAUGCAAAAUGUACUACAGUUAGAAGGAAGAAAAUAAGUAAAGAAUAUGAUAAUUCUGAUAGGAAAGAAAACCCAGAAGAGGAACUUAUUUCACGAACAAGGAGUGGUAGAAAAAUAGGCUUGAAAGUGAGACAACCUGAAAAUUCUGUGCUUGUUCUCAGCAACUCCACAGAACAAGUUAGUUCAGAAGCUGUGGUGAACGUGGCACGGCCACAGAACAGAAAGAAACGUCAAUCUGGGAGAUGUACUCAGUUAAAAAAAAGUCUAGAUAAAAGUAGACAGUCUAAAAGAGACUCUUUGAGAGACAAAAGUGGCUUUGCAGCAUGUUUUUCUGAGAGUGAUGAUGACAGUGAACUAUUGAAACAGAGAAAGUUUUUUUGUUAG
This is a messenger RNA of Parnassius apollo (apollo), 1764 nucleotides long. The record is from the annotation of a GenBank genome assembly. Lineage: Eukaryota; Metazoa; Arthropoda; Insecta; Lepidoptera; Papilionidae.